AUGCUGGAAGGAAAAGUGGAAGAACUGUGUGAAAUGGAGGGGAGAGCGCUCCCCUUUUAUAGGGAUUCACACUUAUCAGGUCGAGACCGCUGUCUUGAAUGGCAAGGUCGAGACGGUCGUCUCGUCAUUCGGGAUGGUGGUCUCGUCAUUGAAAAAUGGCGAGAUGGCCGUCUCGCCAAUCGAGACGGUGGUAUCAACUUACCAAAUGGCGAGAGGGUUGUCUCGCCAAUCGGGAAGAAAAGCCUUCCUACUCUAAUAUGGGGCCUAAUAGUCUAUCCUAGAGACCUUGUAGGCCAUGCCCAUCUUCAGAUCGGAGGUCUUCUACUCUUUAUUUUGAGGUCGGGCAAGAUUUGGGGUCUAGAUGGAUACAUCUCGGGAGAUACCCAUCUGGACCGCAGAAUAGAGGGCCUAGUGCAGAGUCAGGAAAAGUUCCAGCGCCGCAUGCUUUUCCGCUUCCCUUUACCAGCAUUGUCAUCCUUAUCCAGCCUAGAG
Molecule: messenger RNA, 492 nt
Organism: Sphenostylis stenocarpa
Lineage: Eukaryota; Viridiplantae; Streptophyta; Magnoliopsida; Fabales; Fabaceae
Source: the annotation of a GenBank genome assembly